GUGUUUGGGGCGUACUUCUCUGAGCCCCUUCACGUAGACGAGCGGCGCUACUUUGGCAGUGGCGAGUGCUUUGUCUUCAACCUGCACCCCCGUGCGCGUGUGUACCCGUGGACGGGCAUUGGUGAGAUGUUCAUCUCCGCCAUGCUGACCAGCUUCUCCAUUGGCGUUGGCGA
Molecule: messenger RNA, 173 nt
Organism: Sphaeroforma arctica JP610
Lineage: Eukaryota; Ichthyosporea; Ichthyophonida
Exons: 1
Source: RefSeq, a predicted model, not a curated record